UUUUCUUAAACUCAAUUUGGUUUCUGUUGUAGGCGGUGCAUUCCCUAGCAGGGCGGGGCUCAGCGUGCUGGGGAGCGGGCAGGGGGAGGGGGGAGCCAGGGGGAGGAGUAGCAGUGAUUAAUUCACCCACAGUGAGAGCUGGGCUUCUAUUUAAUGGAGGGUCUCUCUGCCCAGGCCGAGUCAGAGGCGCCUCCCGGGCCAGCAGGAGCAUGGCAGAGAAUCUGGGGAUGGGCUUUGGGGAGACAGCCCUAGUGGAAAUGCUCCCCGAGGACGGUGGCUGCAGGCCCAAGGGCAGAGCCGGGCUAGCAGCCAGGACCAGCAGCGCGCGCUGGGCUCUCACCUGCUGCCUGGUGGCGCUGCCCAUCCUGGCGGGACUCACCACCUACCUGCUCGUUGGCCAGCUCCGGGCCCAAGGAGAGGCCUGUGUGUUCCAGACUCCAAGACAGGAGUUUGGACCUUCACAUCAGCGAGCUUAUGGAUCUCCUGGAGCCGGUGGAGAAAAGCCAAGAGCACACCUGACAGUUGUGAGACAAACUCCCACACAGCGGCUAGAAAACCAGUUCCCGGCUCUGCACUGGGAACAUGAACUUGGCCUGGCCUUCACCAAGAACCGGAUGAACUAUACCAAUAAAUUCCUGGUGAUCCCAGAGCAGGGAGACUACUUUGUUUAUUCCCAGGUCACAUUCCGAGGGACCACAUCUGAGUGUGGGGGCAUCAGCCAAAGAAGCCAACUGAACAAGCCGGACUCCAUCAUCGUGGUCAUCACCAAGGUAACAGACAGCUACCCUGAGCCAACCCAGCUCCUGAUGGGCACCAAGUCAGUGUGUGAAAUAGGCAGCAACUGGUUCCAACCCAUCUACCUAGGAGCCAUGUUCUCCUUGCAAGAAGGAGACAAGCUGAUGGUGAAUGUCAGUGAUAUCACUUUGGUGGAUUACACAAAAGAAGAUAAAACCUUCUUCGGUGCCUUCUUGCUAUAGCGGCAAGGCAGAUGUCACUGUGUAAAGGUCCUCUGCCUCCUAAUUCCUUUCUCUUGACACAUGUGAUUAGAACCAGAGGAGUUUUUUGGUGGGGAACAUUCCACAGAGACAGCUAUGAAAUGUAGGGCCCAAAAUUUUACACACUUUAUGCCUUCCUCGUAAGAAUACUAAUUGAAAAAAGGCAGAAGAGAAGAGACAUAAUAUUGUGGUUUCUUGGAAGAGUGGUGAAUUUUUAAACAUUAAAGCACCGUCACCAAAUGAAUGGAAGACCUCUCUGGAACAUUUCCACACCUGCCUACUACAUGUUUGCCACCAGCGGGCCCACUCUACAAUUCGACCCUGAAGCACUGGCUUCCAGUUCAGGAGCCUUGAACACAAUCCAAAGCUCUAGAAAACAGUGUAAACCCUUCAGAGGCAAAAUCUUUCAUCAGUGUUCACAAACAUACUUUAAUGCCUUGCCUAAAAAAAUGAAGAGAGAGUUGGUACUUCCCAUGAACGGUCUCAAAAUGAGAAAUUCGCUUUCAAUUCUCAUCUGUGGCAAAUGAGAGAAGCUACCUUUUAUUAUGUACACAGGCAUCAGAACCAGCUAGUCUGAGCAUCAUCUGCAUAUCAAAAAUACACCAAUAGCAUUUACGCAGCACAGUUUUCUUGCGUACCUUUUAUGUUCUGGGCACUCCCUUAACCCAGAAGACACUACGAGAACAAGACAGGCUCUGCUCAGAACUUACGUGAAUACCAGUGGAUGGCUCCUGGUC
Manis pentadactyla (Chinese pangolin) is the source of this 1732-nucleotide messenger RNA. It is a transcript of the gene TNFSF15, whose product is annotated as TNF superfamily member 15. The record is from RefSeq and is a predicted model, not a curated record. The transcript has 4 exons. Gene Ontology annotation, cellular component: membrane. The coding region runs from base 210 to 977 and encodes 255 amino acids. Gene Ontology annotation, molecular function: tumor necrosis factor receptor binding. NCBI's taxonomy places the organism in Eukaryota, Metazoa, Chordata, Mammalia, Pholidota, Manidae. Gene Ontology annotation, biological process: immune response.